This is a messenger RNA of Megachile rotundata (alfalfa leafcutting bee), 1707 nucleotides long. It is a transcript of the gene Aps, whose product is annotated as diphosphoinositol polyphosphate phosphohydrolase 1 Aps. Gene Ontology annotation, molecular function: endopolyphosphatase activity; bis(5'-adenosyl)-hexaphosphatase activity; diphosphoinositol-polyphosphate diphosphatase activity. NCBI's taxonomy places the organism in Eukaryota, Metazoa, Arthropoda, Insecta, Hymenoptera, Megachilidae. Gene Ontology annotation, cellular component: nucleus; cytoplasm. The record is from RefSeq and is a predicted model, not a curated record. Gene Ontology annotation, biological process: diphosphoinositol polyphosphate metabolic process; diadenosine hexaphosphate catabolic process; adenosine 5'-(hexahydrogen pentaphosphate) catabolic process.
GAGUUACUUGUUAUCUAGUGAAUACUUUCAAAGUUUUUAGGUUAUAAGAAAUUUCUGCAAGGACAACAUUGGUAGUGUUAUCGUGAUAUAGCAUUAUUUAGGCAAAAAAUAUCGUCCCAUUUAUCGGACGACAGAUAAAAUCUUAAAAUUAAUUAUGUGAGCAGUUGAACCCUGCCAAUCAAUUCUGUAUCGAUAUGUCGGCCUCAAGUAACGUUGAAACAGUGUUAGCAUACAGAUUGGCCUGUUUGGCCGUCUGACAAAUAUGAAUUUAUGGCAUAAUCUUAUAAUUUUAAUAAUCGAACAUGGUGAAGGAAAAACCAAAUUCAAUCCGUAUUUACGAUUCAGAGGGUUACAGACGGCGAGCUGCAUGUAUCUGCGUCAAAAACGAUCUUGAGGAUGAGGUACUGUUAGUUACAUCCAGCCGAAGACCAGAUAGUUGGAUAGUGCCUGGUGGAGGUGUCGAACCAGAGGAGGAACCUGCAGUAACUGCGUUACGAGAAGUUAGAGAGGAAGCUGGUGUUCUAGGGCAGUUGGGCCGAUGUCUUGGCAUAUUUGAGAACGUUGAACACAAACAUAGGACACAGGUAUGGGUUAUGCGUGUAACCGAAGAACUGCCAGAAUGGGAAGAUUCACGUGCUAUCGGUCGAAAACGAAAGUGGUUCUCUAUACCAGAGGCCUUGUUUCAGCUUGCUCAGCACAAGCCCGUCCAGCGUUCUUAUAUACACAGCCUCCACAAUACUAAUCCUCAACAUAAUCCCAAUAUUUCGCCACCUCACCAUUCGCAUACUACUGUAACGUCUAUUCAGUUGAUGAAUAAUUCUAGUAAUAAUCCUCAUCUUAACAAACAUAGCUAAUAUUAAAUACCAUCCAUUUGCGUAAACAAUUGAGAUCAAACAUUGAAUAUUUUGUUGCUGCUCAUUUCCUUUCAUACAGUUAUAGCAGCCACUGAGGUUGCAUUUUAUAUGUAAAAUGACACUAUUUGUACAUUCUCUGGUUUUUUUGUUUUUUUUUCUCACUUGUUUCGUUUUGUUAGUAGUACAAUUAUUAUGAACCUUGUUAUUAUACUACUAAUACUGCUACUAUACAAUUACACCACCACUACUAUUGCUAUUACUAUUACUGUUAAUAUUGCUAUUCUAUCAUUAUUGCAAACACUAUUAUUACUAUUAUCACUGUUAUCAGUGUUAUGCUUAUUCAUACGAUUAGUUAAUAAACUGGUCCUUAAAGGAGCAGUUUUUCAGGUUCAGUUCUCAUUUCUAUCAUAUAUUCUUGUCAGGGAAACAAUUAGUGCUUACAUUUCAUAUACAAAUAAGUACCUAAUUUUCAUACGUAAAGUGGAUGGUGUUUUAUGCAAGAAAAUGUUUCACAAUUAGAAUAUUUCUCUCAUGUUGUUUGCAUAUACUCAAAGAAUAUUAUAAACUUCAUAAUGAAACAUAUCUGUACCUCAUCGAUUUGUUUCUUUCAAACAAGAUUUUUGAUGGUAUGUGAUAACUGCUUUGUAUUUGUUUCUGUAACAGUUACUACCUUUUGCAUACUAUGGGUCAGUAUGUAGUUUACAGACUGAAUCGUUUAAAGAAUUGCUGUAGGGAUUGUUUAGGAUAUGCGUUUCAGAAAAAAUAAAAUUUCUCUUCUUAUAAACCGUAAAAGGAAUUAGUAUAAAGGCUAUUUAAUGUAAAAUGAAAUAUAGAUACAUGGAUAUACCAUGAA